Ectocarpus sp. CCAP 1310/34 is the source of this 990-nucleotide messenger RNA. Lineage: Eukaryota; Phaeophyceae; Ectocarpales; Ectocarpaceae. The record is from the annotation of a GenBank genome assembly.
CUCGCAAACCGGCGCCUCGAUACACCCAUCAAAUUGACGGUUUUGAAGGGCGUAAUCGUACCGGCGCUAGAGUACGCCGGAGAAGUAUGGGAAGGAAAAAAGAAGGUAGACUAUUAGUGAAAGAACUCGAGGCGGCGCAGAUGAAAGCAGCGAAAAUCAUCCCAGGAUACUCCAAGCUCACAAGUAAUGCAGCCGUGAGGGCAGAAUUGGGGAUCCAAUCCCUACGGUCGGGAAGAGACGCGAGGAAGCUGACCUGGCAGUAUCGCAUGUGCGGGAUGGGAGAGGAGAGGUUGCCGAGAAUUGUAUGGGAGGCGAAGUGGGCAAACAAAAAGAGGGGUAGACAACCCACGGAAUGGGUCAAGGUUGUAGAGGACGUAUGGAAGGGGCUCGACAUCGACGAAGAUGAAACGCUGGAAACGGAGGGUCUACAGGGGUUCAAGGAGAAGAUAUCUGUUGCUUGUGCCGAGAGAGAAGAACAGAAUCUGAGGAAAGAAUCCAAGGAUAAGGAGGGUCUAGAAGUGUACGGAAUGUUGAAGGAAGGACUAGGGUUCAAGGAUUACCUACAUGGACCAAUGGAUGCAGGAACAAAGCUUAAUGUCAAAUUCAGGACCGGGGACAUAGGCCUUCGAGAACGUCGACGAAGACAUAGGACGGUAGACGAGGAAGACGACGAGUUCAAAUGUGAUUGCGGCUUCGAAUGCGAAGACCGUGUUCAUGUAGUCGCGGAAUGUCCGUUGUACAAGAAGGAGAGGAAAGUGUACGUGACCGGGCUGGGAAAAAUAGAUGGGACGUACAGGGAGAUGUUUGAGGCAUGGAAUAGAGAGGAAAGGACGGUAGCUGUACUGGGGCAUAGGAGGUGGGUUGAAAAGGCGGGAAGGGAUAUCGUUGGGAUAGACAGACUAGGGAAGGCAAUUUUAAGCCACCUUUGGCAAAUUAGAAAGGAACGAUUGGCCAUCGGUGGUCGGUCCUGUGGGAACAAUGCUCCGUCCU